ACCCUGUAUGCAUUGGCAGCUCUUCGUAUUCGGCCAGCUGUACGAAAUUGAACGAAGCAUUUCAAACGGUCGUUUCGAAUUCAGCCGAUUGGGAGUACGUAAAUAGCAUCGGAUUUGUAGCGAAUUUUUUUCCUUUGUAAUUGUUGUGUUAAUAGAAGUUUUAUAAAAUCAUUUCAUGGCAAUGAACACUUCUGGAGGUGCUAAUAAUGCAUCCAGCCAUCAGCCCAGGAAGAUAUCAAAUCAAAAUAUACAAGUUUAUGUGCGCGUUAGACCCUUAAAUUCUCGUGAACGGUGUAUACGCUCCGCGGAAGUAAUUGAAACUGUAUCAAAUCGUGAAAUAGUUACCAGGCAUACCAUUGAAUCGAAGUUGACCAAAAAGUUUACAUUUGAUCGCGUAUUUGGUACAGAUUCUCGGCAAGCAGAUGUAUACAGCACAGUUGUGGCGCCUCUCAUUGAGGAGGUGCUCUCCGGCUACAAUUGUACUGUAUUUGCUUAUGGACAAACUGGUACGGGGAAAACGCACACUAUGGUGGGCACUGAAUGCGCCGAAUUGAAAUCAUCUUGGGAAGACGAUUCUGACAUUGGUAUUAUUCCACGCGCUCUGAGUCAUCUUUUCGAUGAAUUACGUAUGCUUGAAAUGGAGUUUUCAAUGCGUAUUUCCUACUUGGAAUUGUAUAAUGAGGAAUUGUGUGAUUUGCUGUCAUCGGAUGAUAGUGUAAAGAUACGCAUCUUCGACGAUAGCACAAAGAAGGGGUCAGUUAUCAUACAAGGCUUAGAAGAGAUACCAGUGCAUAGCAAAGAUGAUGUGUAUAAGCUUUUGGAAAAAGGAAAAGAACGACGAAAAACAGCAACUACAUUAAUGAAUGCGCAAUCUUCAAGAUCACAUACAGUCUUCUCGAUUUUGGUGCAUAUACGUGAAAAUGGCAUAGACGGUGAAGAAAUGCUAAAAAUUGGCAAAUUAAAUUUAGUCGAUUUAGCGGGUAGUGAAAACGUCUCCAAAGCGGGCAAUGAGAAAGGCAUACGCGCCAGAGAAACCGUUAAUAUAAAUCAAAGUUUGUUGACGCUGGGGCGUGUCAUUACGGCAUUAGUAGAGCGCACACCACACAUACCCUACCGAGAGUCGAAACUAACACGUCUGCUACAAGAAUCGUUGGGUGGACGCACGAAAACAUCCAUAAUUGCCACCAUCUCACCGGGUCACAAAGAUAUUGAAGAGACAUUAAGUACAUUGGAAUAUGCGCAUCGCGCUAAAAACAUACAAAACAAACCAGAAGUAAACCAAAAAUUAACCAAGAAAACUGUGCUCAAAGAGUACACCGAAGAGAUUGAUAAGCUGAAACGUGAUUUAAUGGCGGCCAGAGACAAAAAUGGCAUUUACUUAGCAGAGGAUACGUACAACGAAAUGACUUUGAAAAUGGAUUCACAGAAUCGCGAAUUAAAUGAGAAAAUGUUGCUUUUGAAAGCAUUAAAGGAUGAGCUACAAAAUAAAGAACGUAUCUUUAAUGAGGUUAGCUUAAAUCUAGUGGCGAAAACUGAGGAAUUAAAACGUACCGAACAAAAUCUCAAUCAGACGCAAGGCGCAUUGCAGCAGACAAAGCGGUUAUUCAAUUGCACUAAGCGACGCUAUAAGGAGAAGAAGGUAUUGCUGCAAUCGCACAUGAAAACCGAGGAGGUGCUAACGAAUCAGGCGUUGGAAAUUUUGGAUGUUGCCGAUAUUGCCACAAAAGACACACAUCAAUUGCAUAGUACAAUUGAGCGCAGAAAAGAUGUUGAUGUUAAAAUUCAAACUGCAUGCGAACGUUUCGCUGAACGCAUGCAUGAUAACUUCGAAUUAAUGGAUAGCAAUUUAAGCAGUAUGAAAGAACAACAAAAUUCUUAUAUUAAAAUGCUACAAGAGGAGUUUGACAAUACCUCAAAUGCACAUAAGAAACUAGUAGGUGAUAGUGACAUGAAAAUACAGAAAGUCAAUGAUUUAUGCAAAGAAUCGCUUGCAUCGACAAGCACAAUCAUCGAAAAAUGCUUUCAAGCACUUGGUGAUACUAGCAGUGAACAAAAAAUUACAUUCACACAUUUGUUUAAAGCGCUGGAGAGUAAACAAAUCGAAUUCGCUGCACAAAUGCAAGAGACUCUGCAAGAUUUAGUUAGGUUUACAGAUCAACAAAAAGCGCUUACAGAAAAUAUGCAUACAACUGUUGUGGAAAGUCUGCAAGAAAAAUCGCAAAACCUACAAGUGCAUACCAAUAAAAUAACCGAACGUAUUGGCGAAAUCAAACAGUUCGCAGAAACAAACAUACAACAUUUGGCACAAAUGCACCACGAAAUAGAGAAUGAGCGUGCAGCGGCAGCAGAGGAACGUACGGCUAUGGAGGAAAUCAUAGAGAAAUUAAACAGCUUGAAAGAAAAAUCUUAUGCGAAUAGGAAAACACGUGCAGACGCCAUUAACGAACUAAAGGUAAAAGUAGAAGAAAAUACGCAAAGAAGUAUUGAACGUGUACAGCAAAGUUCAACAUUUGCUCAAGCCCAUUGCGAGGAGAGCUGCAAUGAGAACGCAGUAAUGCAACAGAAGCACGAAAAGCAAACUACCGAGGCACUAAAAUGCAACGAACAACAAGCAAACGCGCACACAACGCUCAAGGCACAAGUUGACAACAUGCAACAGGAUGGCGCUGUACGCAUCGUAGAGUUCACCACCACAGCCGCCACACAUUUGGAGUGCACACAGAAAAUGCUGGGAGAGCAUGUCGCCGAAGUGAAACGUGCACGACUGGAGAGCGAGCUGAAAAUUGACGAAGCUACUACUGAUGUAAAGGCGAGUCUCGCGGAAGAUUCUCAACGUUUGAAGCAGCAUGUGGCCGUUUCGGGUGGCUUGACCACUUCCUUGCAGAAAAACAUACUGAAUUAUGCAAACACUUACAGAGAACAGAUGAGCGCUUGCGUAAACGAUGUGGAUAAAUUUCAGCAACGCGAGCUGCAGACAUAUGCGCCAACAGGUGCCACACCAUCGAAACGCAAUUUCAUCUAUCCACGCUCUUUGGCCUCCACAUCGCCACAUAUUGACAUCGUGAAACGUUUUCGGCAAGAGAACGAAUGGUCGGAUUUGGACACAACAGCGCCAAUUGAUGAGGGCAGUGAAGAUGAGCAUGAUCUGAAGCAUUCCAUGCAGGAAAUUUCCAAUACAGAAGUUCUGCUCAACUCAACACCCAUCGAUCUAACAAAUGUCGCCACGCCCCAAAUGAAUAAUGUCGCAAACAAGAAAUUAAAUGCAAUUCUAUCGAAGAAACAAUUGCGCAAUAGCAACUCAUUGUCUGGCGGCAGUCCACCACGCAAACCGUCGCCAUCACACAAUUCGUCAGCACCAACUUCAAGAGCCAACAAGGAAAACAUGUCCUAAGUGAAAACUUUCUCAAAACGCAUUCAAAUUUUAUUUAUCCCCGUGCUUGCUGUUUACAUUAUUUAACUGUAUAUUUAUUUGAAAAGAAAAAUGUUUGUUUUCCACGCUGAAGGUAUGCUUAACUGCAGUUUGUGCUGCUUUACUUACUUUAUUGAGAAUAGCGUUACUCGCUGUCAGUUAAUUGAGGCAUGCAUCUAACCUGAACUGGACAAAAGUGAGACGUAUGCAUUAGUCACUGCUAUGGAAUUUCGAAAUUUAUUAAACUCGCGUGCAAAUACAACAAAAAUCUACCAACUCUAAGGAAUUGUUGCUUAAAAGAGCGCUUUUUAAAAGUUAAUUACAAUAAAUAUAAAUAAAGAAGUGAGUAGUCACAAUCUGCAGCGGUACCUUCGUUGUGUGCUUUCGUUUAUUGUCGCCAUUGAAUGUUUUUUGUAAAAUUCAAUUCAAACAUAUUUAUUUUAGUUGUUCUCUUCUUCUUACUUUGUUUAUGCUUAUUUUAAAAUGUAUACAAUUUAAAAUUGCUUCACUUUCCAACAUGACAUUCGUGUGUAAAUAUAUUUUGCUCGUGCUUCUUGUAUAUCCUUUGUUGCUGAUUUGUUAAAAAAAACAAGAAAUCGAAAAUAUAAAAAUAAACAGAUCCCUGUAACACUUAAA
Messenger RNA from Zeugodacus cucurbitae (melon fly), 4045 nucleotides. It is a transcript of the gene Klp61F, whose product is annotated as kinesin-like protein Klp61F. Lineage: Eukaryota; Metazoa; Arthropoda; Insecta; Diptera; Tephritidae. Gene Ontology annotation, cellular component: nucleus; spindle microtubule. The record is from RefSeq and is a predicted model, not a curated record. Gene Ontology annotation, molecular function: microtubule binding; plus-end-directed microtubule motor activity; ATP binding. The transcript has 10 exons. Gene Ontology annotation, biological process: mitotic spindle assembly; microtubule-based movement. Bases 176 to 3391 code for a protein of 1071 amino acids.